Anopheles stephensi (Asian malaria mosquito) is the source of this 4956-nucleotide messenger RNA. It is a transcript of the gene Tti1, whose product is annotated as TELO2-interacting protein 1 homolog. Gene Ontology annotation, cellular component: cytoplasm. The coding region runs from base 9 to 3095 and encodes 1028 amino acids. The transcript has 4 exons. The record is from RefSeq and is a predicted model, not a curated record. Gene Ontology annotation, biological process: chromatin remodeling. Lineage: Eukaryota; Metazoa; Arthropoda; Insecta; Diptera; Culicidae.
ACGCUCUAAUGUCAAACCGCUGCAUGCCGCUCAUUCGCGCACGUAAACAAACCGACGCGAUGGAGAAUUUUUCCGAAAUUUUCAUCACAAUUAAACCGCUGUUCGAUGCGGUUAUAAGAAAACCGACCAAGGCAGGAAUAUUAAAGCUUAACGAACAUCUAAAGCAAGUGGACAGCAACAGUGUGCAGAUCUUGCAGAACAUUUUUCUCCAGCAAUUGAUCAUACUGGUCGACGCAGUACCGGGACAAAAUCAAAACGAAUUAAAGACUCAUCUGCUAGAAUGCAUCAUCACCAUUCUGCAGAAAGGUCGGCUUACGAAAGCGGUGGCACUGAAAACGACGCUCCUAGCCACCACCAAACUGAUAUACGACAAAAAAACAGGGAAGUUGCGUCCCAACCUCUCGGAAGAGUACAAGUUGGCCGUGCUGAAGGUGCUAUCGUUCGCCACACGCAACAUCCAGUCGGAGCUGGUCGAGGAAAUUUACGUGAAGGAAAAUUUGACCCUCCUUUCGCAAGCCAUCUUUGUGUGCGUCCGGAUAGUGGAAACGGAACGCGCACGCAAGCUUCGUUUUCAGGCAGUUGAUUCAGUGCUGUCGCUGCUGCAGAUACAUGAUGGUUUUGAUUUCAACGACAUAGUGCUUCGGUGCCAGGUGGCGGAACUGUUGUUUAUCGCCUUACCAAAGCUGCUGGCCAUUUACGUGUCCAUUAUCAAUGGUGACGAAAAGCAGGGUACGGCCGUGUACCGGAUCGCCAUUAAAGCGCUCGGCCGAACGCUUAGUUUAAUUUUUGAAGACUAUUCAAAAAACGCAACCAACGAGGAGUACUGCAUCGAACGCUUCCUCCAGCUAACAGAAAGUUUUACCGAAAAAGACAGGAACGCUAAUGUGCUGGGUUUGGGAUUGCGAGAGAAUGAUAAAAUCAAAUAUUUCAACGAGACGGCACGAACGCGGGAGUGGCUGCUGCAGGCGGAGAAGAAGGUAGAACAGGUACUGCAACUCAUUCUUCAUCUUCGCGGGCAUGAGGAGGAACUGGUACGGCUAGAGUUUGCAAAAAUGAACUGUGAAUUGUUAAGAAACUGCACGUAUAACAUGCCCAGCUGUACCGUGCACUAUCUGCAAACCGUAAUCGCCAUGUGCCACGAUGAAUCCGAACGCGUUCGCAACGUGUGCGAAAAGUGUCAGGAAUCCAUGCCCUAUUUUACGAUAUCCUUCGCUGGAAACCGUAUCGAUGAGAUGUUUUUCGAUGCACUCAACCGGAUGCCACGAAUCAUCUACCGCGGGGAAGAGCGUGAGCAGAUAUCUAGCUUUCGGUUGAUUACUGGAUUCCUUAGCUUUUUCUCCGAAUCGCAACUGGCAAGCGUCUUCUCGUGCCAAAACAUUCUCGAACAGUUCAUCAUGGUACUGCUGGCCGCAGCCGAGCUAGAAAGUGUCGACGAGCUGAUUCGGAGAGAGUACGUUUCCUACCGUUUUGAGUACGAAGAAGGCUUUCACUUGCAGAAGGAGAAAAAGGAAUCACGAUGGAUUGUCCUGAAGAACGUGUCAUCUCCUCGAACCAAGCAAUCUUUCCUCGAUCUCAUCCACAAGCUGCGAAAGCACGAACAAGCAGUGCACACGGUACUGAUGUACAUCUUGGAAGACUUUUACGCCUCGAGGCUAAAUAGCAACGGUUAUCUGUUCAUUUUGAGCGAAUUGAUACCGGACUCGAGCGAUGGAAACCGUCCACCGCUGGAGCCAUACAAGACAUUGCUCUCCGAGGUGCUACAACCGCACCACUGGUUCUUGGAGUUGGAUGAAAAUGACAACAUAGCGGAUCAGAAGUAUAACGCGCUACACGUCUGUCUCGUGGUUCGCACCAUCGCCCGACUCGCACGCCUUAUGAGGGAACAAUUCCAUUGGUACCUGUACGAUUCGUUGCGAAUACUCUUGCAAAGCUGUGGCAGCACACUGAACUGCAUCAACGAGUCGACCGAGCUGGCACUGGACGUGGUAGCCAACUCGCAAGGGCUGUCCAGCAUCGAACAGUUGAUUCAUCACAAUCUCGACUACAUAUCGCAGCAGGUUACCCGGUGCUUGAGACGCAAAGAACACUUCCGGGACGGUAUGAACAUUCUGGAAGCUGUGCUACGCUUCGUCCCGUACGAAACCUCGAAUGUGCUGGAAACAACCGUCACACCGAUCAUCAUGAAUAUCCUCGACAGCUACUCACAGUACGGCGAAAAGAACUCGAUCGUUUGUCUUCGGGUGUUGCAGAUAUUUAUCCACUCCAUCAAAUUGCGCUACGAGCACGUGGGGAUCUCAAACCCAACGGAUAACUCGAAUGAAAAAGUGGCUACCAAUCUUACGGAACAGAUCGAGCGAUUGCAAACAUUGCUGCAACGGGAAAUUGCAAACGAACCGGAAGAUAUUGAAUUCAAACCGGAUGAAGCGAGUGCAGCGAUGGAUCAGACAGAUGAGCAGCAAGAAACAGAACAUGAAAAUGAACCGGAAGCUGAAGAGAAUAAAGACGACGAAGCGCCGCUGCCCGCACACGUGAAGAUAGUGUUGCGUAUACUGACGGUUAACUUCAAACAUCUCGCUUCGUCCGACGAUGCCGAACGGAUCGUUGCGCUGUGUACGCUCAACGAGGGAAUAUAUGUGCUGCAACGGUAUGAAAAUCAACUCCUACCUCUAGUGCACAAUAUCUGGUUCAACUUUACCGAGCGGUUCUCCGAUCGCAAUCCUGCCGUGGUAAGCAAUGCGUUCGAUCUGUUGGUGACUCUGGCACGACUGGCGAAAGACUUCAUCCGCAACCGUUCACUCGACGAUGUACUUCCGAAACUGUACAAGUUCAUGAAGGACCACUGGAACGCGGACGCAAGCGCACACCAGGUGUACAAACUGCAGUGCAAGUUUCUCACCUCGAUCGAUGAGCUGGUGCGAAAUUUAAACUUCAGCGAGAAACAGCUGGACCAAGUGCUUGAGGUCAUCCGCCUGUACUGGGAGAAAUGUGAACGACGGGAGCUGAAAAAACGGGCCGCUGAAUGUAUGCAGCGUAUGCGGGCCAUCAAUUCGCUAGCGGUCUUUCUGAAGUGUGGCUGUAAAGUUGUUCUGCAGUAGGUGUGUGAUGAAAUUGUAUCGUAAAUCCUAGCAACCCAUGACCAGCAGCAUUGUGGUUUUGAAGAAGACACACACAAACACACACGCGCACAGGGGCUCAGCUUUGUAAUUGGGAUAUGUUUUGAAAACAUGUUCCCAAGCCAAGAAACGAGCGAAACCCAGAGGACAGAGCCUUUGAAGUACGAUAAAUUGUGGCAGGAAAGUUUGGAAAUUAAAUUAGAAGUAGAACACACCUUUGAACAGCAAACCGGAGUGAAGUUAGUAAAGCGAAGCGUUGAACCAAUGGAUAAUAGGCAACUAAAACCUACCAAUGUAUCCAAAAUUGUUCGGCCCGGAUUCAGUCGAAAGCAGCUGGCGCCUUUCUACGAGAGGACUAAACUGUUGCGCACUGUUCUCGAGCAGCAAGUAACGAGAAAGCUAGAGCCAUCCAAUAUCCCGAAAUCAUUGGGCACGGUUAGAAGGCAGCUGAAUUUCACCAACGCUGAGCAAUCGCAAGCACAAUCGGUGGAAGAGCAAACGGAUCCUUCGCUGGGAAUAUUGCAGCCGCAUGAGAUGGAUUUCGGCAGCUUCCAGACCAGCACCGCAAAUAGCAGCCAAAACCGUUCCUCUCACAAUGCCGAUAGCAUUUUAAGCGAUGGACAAAUGGCUUACAAUAGUUUCGAAACGUCCGGCUCAAAUAUUAACAUCGAGUAUUUACUUGAACGCUUGCAGCAUCAAAUCGUGCUGCACAACACACUGCUCGAUGCGUCGGAAAAGUUUCCAAAAUCAUCCUCGAUAGAAAAUCUAGUCAAACAGUGCAUGAAAGGUACGGAAGCGCUAAACGCCCUGAAGCAGCGUGUAUCCGCUUACAAACAAGCCAAACAAGCUGCCAGGAAAAGCGUACAAAAUUCCAUCGCUCACGAAUUACCCCACCUCAUCCAUACUACUGUUAGCUGUGCGGAGGAGUUACAACAAUUGUCCCAAGAAAUUGUGCAACUGUCCGGAUCUGUUGAUGCGGAUCUGCUGAAUCGAAGUUCUGCCACAGCGCAAAGCAUCCAAGAUGCUUCGUUGCGUCUGAAGGAAAUUGAACAAAUGUGGCAAAACAUGCCCACACCGGACGAGGAAGACGCAUCGCUCGGUCUAUUGCACGAGUCUGCGAUGGAAGCAUCGGGACAAUUUUUGGACACAGUGUCCAACUCUCUAAAUGAUAUCUUCGAACAAGUAAAUCGCUCUCUGGAAGAGGUUCUGCAAACACCGAACACGGAAAGCUUAAACAAAUUGAAGGCCAACAUGAAAGAGUGCAAAGAACUGCUGGCGGAUAUCACGCAGAACCAUUCGUUGCUGUUGGAAGAAACGAUGCCAUCGCUGGUGGAAUCGUGCCAGGAGGAUGAGAUCUCGCUACUGAAUACCGUUACUGGUGAGCUGGAUAAAUCGUGCCAGUCCGAAAUUGAAGCUUUUCUGCAGAUAUGGAAACGGCCGGAAAAGGAACAGUUUCUCCAUUUUUCAAAGCAGACUAUUGAUGACCUUUCCUGCUUACGGCAGGAGACAAACGAUAUGUUGGAAAAAGUCGUAGCUUCCCACGACCGUCCGAACCAAUCGUCAAACCGAAGAAAAUAUUUAAUCGAACAAUUAAACGUACUGCGGGAUGCUACUGCAACAGCGUCCAAGCCUAUUUAUACAUCGAUCCUUAUGAAAGAUUACAUCGACGAGGAUGAUCUUUGCGCCGAACAGGAAGCUCUAGUGCAAGAAUCGCUCCCAAAAAUGGAAUCAUUCAAGCGAACGGUCAAAUUUACGGAGCGCGUCGGUGAAGCUAUACCCCCCAUUACGAAGCCUGUCCACAAUACCGAUCAAAUACACCACCAAGUGGAAAGUCGUCUCCAAA